GAUCAUUAACAAUCAUUAAAUUUUACUCUAAUAAUUUGGGGGACUGAUUUUCUGAAAUAUACAUUGAGAACCGAGGAAAAGGUUUGACUACAUGUGUGUAUGUAAAGGGCAAAAAAAGAAAUAUUUUCAAUGAGAUUUACGAUUAGUAAUUUCAUCCCCUAUAAUCGGAAAUCUCACUUUCUACUUCAUUUUGUUUUUUUAUUACAAGUCGUCAAUAAGACAAAUUCAAUGAUAACGAAUUAUAAAUAAAGCAGCGCAUUACGAGUUAUCGUAUUGCAAAUUACAUGGCACAAGAAGAUUAGACGAUCUCGGAGAGAAAACGAAAUGUUUCGUUGACAAUUUGGCCAAUUUCACCACCAUCUUCCAGCUGAAGAAUUUCGCGAGUCAGGCUCAGUGGGCAAUCAUCGGACUUGAGUCACAGUUAAAUUAAUGAUGCGAUAAUAUCGAUUACAAUACAGUCUCCGGUAACUACCGCGCGACGCACCAAGAAUCCCCAAGAAGACGCCGCGGAAUCGUCCAUCCGCUCGCACCCGCACCACAUCUUCACGCCUAUUUGCCUCUUCUUCCGACUUCCACGGUCACGUGGCGAGCAUCGGUACGUCUCUGUCUAACGUCGGUGCCUCAAACGACUUCUGAUUGGUCGAGGGGGAAAUUUGCCGUCUAGGGUGGCAUCACCAUCCCCGUCGCAUCCGACGGAAGUGCCUCGCUCUGUCUCAUUCUCGCCGAAGGAUCCGGUGGGUGUAGCUCUCGGACACGCCCGAUCCGCGAUGGGCGUAGUCAGAGCCAGCUGCAACGAUUCCGUCUAGUGGGGAAGCUUUUUCGGUGGACACGCGGUCAUCCGCAACGUCACUUUGCGACGCGACACCGAGCCGCCUGCUCGUGUCGUCGGCCUCGUGUAGAGAUCGUGAUAUAAUCGAGGAAUCGAUCGAGAGGCGGUUAUCGAUCACCGAGUGCGGAUGACCGAUCUAUGAAUCGGUUACCGAUUACUCCCAUGACAUUCACGUGACAAUUUACAAAACUGUGCGGAGCGUUGUUGAAAUACAUACAGAUACAUUUACAGUAAAUAUCAUCAAUAAUUGAUCGGUUUAAUAAAUGAUUGGAUGAAGACUUUAUCGUAACUAAAGCUAGUUUGCAUCAGUGUUUGUUUUAAGAAUCAUUCUAGUAUGUCUUCAUGGUUGAAUCGCCAUUGAUCUUUUAAACAGUUUGAUCUAUGACUCAUUCGAAUCAGUGUCGGUAGAAAAAAAUCAUUAUAUCGAUUACAAGUGGACACUAAAGCAUCUAGUUUUGAUUAGUGUUGAUAUUAAAAAGACAUAAUCUCAUCAGGAAGUAUGUGCUAGAGAUUUACAGUGAUCGCAGGAUAUGGCAGCUAUGCAUUACAACGCGCAGAUGGUCUCAGAAGAUUUGCAUCAGCAUCCACGACAUCUCUACAAUCUACAACAGAGAUUCCAAGAUUCCGAAUCUUCGCCUAGAUCGGAGGACGCCAGAUCGCCGUUGAACAGUCGAGUGAGAUCAUCACUCGAUGAAGUGCGUUUUGUGGGUGCUAGAUCACCGGACGUGACGGAAGAUAGAGUAAUCAGGUAUCCCGACGACGCUGAGAACAAACGUUUCUCCAAAGACCACGUGAGUCCUGGUUUCUUUCAAGACUCGGAGAACCCUUCUAGAAAAUGUUUCAGCGACGAAAUAGCGACAAAUCGUUGCCGCGAGUCGGAAACCUCCCCUGGAAGAACGUCUUCGCCACAAAACUACAUUCUCAGCUCGCCCAAUCAGCAUAGCAGCUCCAUUGGCAAAACGUCCUUCUGCAUCGACGCACUUCUCGGUCGCGCCACGAAACAGAAUGAAAUAGAGCAAUCAUCGAGCGAACGACAGAAAGCGUUCUCCAGAAGCCACGGGGUCCAAUCCGAUAGUCUGAAUCUUAGCGGUAUUCAAGAACGAGAAUCCCCCGGCGCCAUAAGAUGCCCCGGAGACCAAAGAACCUUGGGAAAUCCCUUGAAUCCUUUCAUUCAGCAUCAUGAGUCCGAAUCGCCCAGUCUGGAGGCUCGAGAGAGACAUUCCGCCAGUCGCGAGACAGUUCUCGGUCUCCAUACUGGAGAAUCCGGCGUGUCUAUCCAAAGAGGUCAGUUCAGGCCCGAAACGGGGACUAGCAACUACCGGAAUGACCGGCUGGAGAACGUCGAGGACGACACGUCCGUCGACGUGGAUCCGACGCGGACCGGAAGCGCCAGUCCCGGAAGCAACGCGAGUCGCAGUGCCGCUUCCAGCCCUCCUAUAUCUCCCGGCUCGGAAGAUCCGUCCAGUAACGGCGUCCUGGGCCAUCAGAGUCUCGCGUCUGGGCCUUACGGCGUGAGCGCGGCGAUGGUCAGGCAGAAUCAGGGCCUCCUACUGCAUCCCGCGGGACCACUUAUCCAUCCAGGAGGAUUGUACUAUCAUUCGGCUGGUGGCAGUGCUUUCCACUCGAUACACAAGGAGGGUCAGCCAGUCGUCCAUCCCCAAUCCGGAGGGCCUCAUCCUCAGCAGCAUCACAUUCAUCCACUCCAGCUCGAGUGGUUCGCCCGGACCGGCAUGCUGUAUCCUAGAUUGCCCGCGGAUUUAGCCGGUUGCGCGGCACAACAUGCAUUACUGGGCAAGACCAGAAGGCCGAGAACGGCCUUCACGUCCCAGCAGCUUCUCGAAUUGGAAAAGCAAUUCCGACAGAAUAAAUACCUCAGCAGACCGAAGAGGUUCGAGGUCGCGACGUCGCUGAUGCUCACGGAAACGCAGGUGAAAAUCUGGUUUCAAAAUCGCCGAAUGAAAUGGAAGCGCAGCAAAAAGGCGCAACAGGAGGCUCGCACGAGCGGUAAAGUCGAAGAGACCGGAAGCGCGAGAAGCGCUGAGCGAGACACCGGAAGUGACAUUAGCGUGAACGCACCUGAGACACCGGAGGAAUCCAGAGGAACGCUUCAGGAAAGUCAGAGAAGCGGAACGGAUCUUCAAGAACCUUUGUAUCGGCCUUACGUGGUUUAAACACCCAACAGAGGCACGUUUAAUUUUUGGAGAAAAUCAACAUUUUUCAAAACAAACUGCAAGAAUUUUUACCGCUACAACUCUCAGUUUUAUGUGUAAUAAUAUUUUAUAAUAUAGGUAAAAUAUUUAUUUCUGUCAAUUAUCGGGUUUAAUUUAAUAAAAAAAAAAAAAAAAAUAAAUAAA
Molecule: messenger RNA, 3183 nt
Organism: Cataglyphis hispanica
Lineage: Eukaryota; Metazoa; Arthropoda; Insecta; Hymenoptera; Formicidae
Gene: exex
Product: homeobox protein Hox-A1
Exons: 3
Coding region: 1360-3000 (546 amino acids)
Biological process (GO): neuron projection morphogenesis; spinal cord motor neuron cell fate specification; regulation of DNA-templated transcription
Cellular component (GO): nucleus
Molecular function (GO): sequence-specific double-stranded DNA binding; DNA-binding transcription factor activity, RNA polymerase II-specific
Source: RefSeq, a predicted model, not a curated record